UACGAAGCGCAAGAUGGGGCAAACGUCUGUAGACCGUCAGCGACUUCGAUGCUCCAGCAUGCGAUGCGGCGUCCUGCGCGUGGCCGUGAGGCGCGUCCUGGUGCUCGUCUCGGCCGUGGCGCUCAUCCCCGCCGUGCUGCUGCUCAUCGGCUCCAGCGUCACUAGGCACCGCUACCAGGAUGUACAAUUCACAGGACAAAAAGUGGCAGUGGAAGGGAUCGAUGGCUUCUACGGCACUUGGGGCCCAGGCCCUGAUCCGGGUUGGAUGUCCAGAAUGGCUAUUAGAAUGGCAGCCAGAAGAGCAGAGCUACGUGAUGCCUGCAUUCGAACAGGCUUGGACGUACCUAGCAAUGACUCCCUACACCAGCCCAAUCCCUGGGAAUACCUAAUCAAUACACAGCAUCAUCUAGUAUGGUGUAAUGUUUUUAAGGCUGCUUCAACUUCUUGGAUGUACAACUUCAACAUUUUAGCAGGUUACACACCUCAUUUCUUGAAGCAGAGUAAGGUGGUCCCCCUUCAGCUUGCAAGACAAAGAUAUCCUCGACCAUCAUUGGAAACCUUGAGAGAUGCUUUGAAUUCAUCAAUUUCAUUUUUAAUAGUCAGGCAUCCUUUAGAGCGACUUUUGUCAGCAUACAGAGACAAAAUUCAGUAUUCUCUCCCUCAUACUCUGCAUCAAAGACUAGGCAUACGUAUAAUACAAAAAUAUAGAACAAAAAGCAGGAGCACAAUCGGGAGCCGUGACCCCACGAAAAGAAAGCGCCUAUCCCCCAAGUGGCCCACCUUUUCGGAGUUUGUUCAGUACUUACUGGACGAAUUCAGAGAAGGCAGAGAAUUUGAUAUGCACUGGGCACCUAUUGCCGAGUUUUGCACACCCUGUCAUUUGCAUUUUGAGGUCAUAGCUAAAUUUGAAACAUUAGAGGAGGACCAGAACUACUUAAUAUAUAGAGCACGUCUUCAAGACUAUAUACAUCCAGAGUGGAAAAACCCAGCAAAGGGCAGGACAGCGACUACAAACCUCAUAAGUUCCUACUACACACAGCUCACAAAAAAAGAAAUCUUAAGCCUCUAUGAGAUUUAUAGAUAUGACUUUGAGCUGUUUGGAUAUACAUUAGACGGUUAUUUAGAACAAGGGGAGGAGGACCCCACCUCUCCACCGAGUGCCUCAAGGCAUCACUUCAACAAACACCAAGUAACAAAGUCCCCUCCAACUUAAAGUGUGUUAGUUUUCAUUUUUCAUUUGUCUUCUACAGGGAAUGCCUUGCUCAAAACAAAUGCCAGUUGAGUGUACGCAACUUCAAUGUCAAAUUAACGACAGGUCAAAUUUCCAAAGGACAUGUGUUCAAUUAAACUACUUCCCCUUUGAAAUUUAGUCAUACUGUAAAUUAGUUAUGGGUUCUAACUUUCAAGUGAAGAGUAUAAUUCUGUUAAGGAGCCACAAAAUAUAGAGAUAGAAAACCACAUUUUUACUAGGAUAAUUAAGUAGAAAGGGAAAUAAAACAAAGCGAGUUGAUGAAAUUGUGAUUAUGCAAUGGUGCUUAAAUUUGACACCUCUCAUAUUCCCACUGGUGGAUGUGAAUAGAAGGAACGUCAGUGCUGAAGGGCUUCCAAAUUUGACCAUAAAUAAAUUUGAUCUUAGUGUGUGUAGUUUGUACAAUCAAAUAGAUAUUGCAAAAACAGAAAAUAAUGAAAACAAAAAACUCCAAGCUCAAGUAAAAUAAUUUCUUUUGAUCUUCAUGUAUACUAUUCAAGCGAAUGGACAGAUUGGCAUGUUUUUACUCUUGUUGUCUUGAAAAACUUAAGUUGUUCUUUUCAGUAAUUUAGAGUACCCCCGUUUUUUUAGAGUAGGGGAUAAUGGUUUAAAAAAGAUCAUGGAGAGUGUAUCCAUUUGAUGUACACUAACUGAUUGGUGACGAAAGAUUGGGACCAAAUUUGCAAAUCUGAAUAAAAUGUCAUUAUUCAAUGGUUUAAGGUGAUUUAAAAGAGUGAUAAAAGUGCAAUGAAUGACUGCACAUGUGCUGGAAAAGGAGGAAAAUAUAAAGUGUGGGAUGCAGUUUAUGGAAUUUGAACUAGUCCCACUCAAUGAAAGAGUGAUGCGUUUUCAAUCAUCAACAAUUUUCUUAACACUGGGUCCGUUUGAAUAAGACACACUUCCUAUUUUUGAAAUGUUAAAACUUAAGAUGCAUAUCAAAAAAUCAUUUGACGAUGGUUUUUUAAUGAGGAUUCAUGUUGUCAUUCCAUUCAAGGUUCAAGAUCUUUGUAAAACUUGUGUAAAUACAAAUAAAAAAAUUGUAGCUUUGUUGUACAGCUGCACCUCUUCCAUUUUCAUCUACAUAGAUACUAAGCACUUCUGAGAAUUGAUCGGGCAAAGUCUUGUGUUCAUACCCUUAACUCAAAAAUUGAAAUAAAUGUUUUUUUCUUUCCAA
Thrips palmi is the source of this 2423-nucleotide messenger RNA. Its product is annotated as carbohydrate sulfotransferase 11. Gene Ontology annotation, molecular function: sulfotransferase activity. Gene Ontology annotation, biological process: carbohydrate biosynthetic process. The record is from RefSeq and is a predicted model, not a curated record. Lineage: Eukaryota; Metazoa; Arthropoda; Insecta; Thysanoptera; Thripidae. Bases 14 to 1213 code for a protein of 399 amino acids. The transcript is spliced from 7 exons. Gene Ontology annotation, cellular component: membrane.